Molecule: messenger RNA, 2829 nt
Organism: Kwoniella botswanensis
Lineage: Eukaryota; Fungi; Basidiomycota; Tremellomycetes; Tremellales; Cryptococcaceae
Exons: 9
Coding region: 1-2829 (942 amino acids)
Biological process (GO): maturation of SSU-rRNA
Cellular component (GO): nucleolus; Noc4p-Nop14p complex; small-subunit processome
Source: RefSeq, a predicted model, not a curated record
AUGGCACCAUCUCAGCUAUCGCAGCUGAAAUCAGCUCUCAACUCUGCAGGGCUGAACAAGAAAAACUUUUCAAAGAAGGAUAAGAAAGCGUACAAGAAAGGAGGUGCGAGGGAAACUGAUAGAGCCAAGAAACUGGAUAAGUUGGAAGAGAUCAGGAAGAGCUUGAACAAAUUCGAUGAACGUGAGACUAAAGUUAAACAUGAUGUCGGAGGUAGGAAUCUGAAAGGUGUUACUGGACGACCCAGUGCAAGUAAACAAGCAGGUCUCGAACAGCGUAAGAAAAGCUUGUUACCGGAACAUCAACUCCGCGAUCAUACAGGUACUUUCCGAGAUCGACGAUUUGGUGAGAAUGACCCCACACUAUCGAUCGAAGAUCGUAUGUUAGAGAGAUACACAAGGGAAAGACAGCGAGGUCAAGGAAAGAAAGGUCUUUUUAAUCUUGAAGAUGAAGAAGAUGGUCUGGAUGGAUUUGAUGAAGGAUUUGCUCUGGGCGGUCUCACACACGGUGGAAGGAGUAUAAUGGAUCUACCAGGAGAUGACUUCGAAGCUCAAGGUUUUGGUGAAAGAGAUGAGGAGGAUGAAGAUAAAGGUAGAGUCGAUAGGAGAACAGUGAAUAAAAUUCAUUUUGGUGGAUUCGAUGGUGAAGAAGAAGAAGAGGAAGAAGUCCCUGAAAAGAAGAAGAGCAAAGCUGAAGUUAUGUCUGAGAUUAUCGCCAAGAGUAAGGAGUAUAAAUACGAGCGUCAACAACAAAAAGAAGCGGAUGACGAACUCCGAGAUGAGCUUGAUGAAGACCUCGAUGAUCUCAGAGCGCUAUUGCAGGACAGCGCACCUGCUCGACCAGCUGCAUCUAACUUCGCCAGUACAUCUCGUCAACCUACUGCUGCUCCUGCUGUAGCUGCAGCACCGGAAGAGGAAGUAGAUUACGAUCAGGUCGUACGAAGUCUAGCUUUCGAUGCUCGGGCGAAGCCAAAGGACAGGACCAAAACGGAAGAAGAAUUGGCUCUGGAGGAGAAAGAGAAUUUGGAAAAAGCAGAAGCCAAACGACUGAGGAGGAUGAGAGGAGAGAGCGUUAGUGAUGAUGAAGACGGGGACGGAUCAAGGAAGAAAAGGAAGACAAGUGAUAGAAAGCCUGAUGCGGAUGAUUUGGGAGAUGAUUAUAUUGAAGAUGACACUCUCCUCGGUCCAGGUAUAACGAGAGAGGAAAUUGAGAAUAUGGGUCUCCCAUCGGACGAGGAAGGAGACGAUGGCGAAGAGGUUGAGGAGGGUGAUGGCGAUGAAGAUGAGGAAGGAAGCGAAGACGAGGAAGAAGGCGAUGAGGAGGACGAAGAAAUGGACGAUGAUGAUAGUGAAGUGUAUUCAGAUAUGGAAGAUCUCGAUUAUGAGGAUGUUCCCGAACUCAUUGAAGCUGAUGAAGAGGACUUUGAGGCUGUCGUAAAGAAGAGCAAAGGCAAGAAAGCCGCUAAAGUCGGGAAGACCAAAGAGAUUCCCUUUACUUUCCCUUUUCCUUCCAGCAUAGAAGAGUUCGAAGAUAUCCUAGAGGGUCUCGAAGACUCUGCUUUACCAACGGUAGUUCAGCGUAUACGUGCUUUGCAUCAUCCUAGUCUGGCUGCAGGGAACAAGGAGAAGCUACAAGAAUUCCUUGGUGUCUUGAUUGACUACCUCUUGAUUCUGUCAUCUCGACCCACCCCACCUUUCAUACUCAUCUCUCAGCUCACACCUCAUAUAAUCGCUCUCGUCAAGCUUAACGCGCUAACCGCCGCUGGUCACUUCAUCGAUAAGAUCAAGUUGAUGCAGAAGAAUUUGACUAGGGGACUAGCAAAAGGAGCUUCUCAAAAGGGAUCCAAGACGUUCCCAGGAUGUCCUGAAUUGGUCCUACUUCGUUUGAUCGGAUCGAUAUGGUCAACCAGUGAUUUCUCUCAUCCUGUCGUCGCGCCCGCUGUUCUACUCAUUGGCCAAUACCUGGCGCAAGGUAGAAUUCGAUCUACAUCAGAUAUUGCAUCUGGGUUAUUCCUAUGUUCUAUCUUGGCUCAGUAUGAAGCGUUGUCAAAUCGAGUUCUGCCAGAAGCGGUGAACUUUGUUGCUUCUUCUAUACUGGCGCUUCUUCCGAGAAGAAAAGGAUUCGAAGUGAACAAGUCAUAUCCCGAUUCGAAAGCCAACGGCGUGGACUUAUACGUCGAUCCUUCUGCCGCCGCUGCUCCACAGCAACCGGUCAAUUUAUCUCAAGCCAUCAAUUCGGUUCAAUCGGAAUUGAGCCACGAGCAAGUCGAGCAGACAAAGGGGAACCUGCUUGUGAUCGCGUUCAGGCUAUCUCAGACAUUUGCAUCGAUGUACGCCUCGUCGGAAGCUUUCAUCGAACUGAUCCAGCCUCUGGCAAAAGUGCUGGAAGGAUGUAGAGUAGCGAAAUUAUCUCAGGAAGUAAAGACCCUUCACGCUGCGGCAUACACAUCUCUCUCGCGAUCACUCACCCAUGCUAAAGCAUCCCGCCGACCACUCACUCUCCAGGCUCAUAAACCCAUACCCAUCGCCUCUCACGCACCUAAAUUCGAAGAUAACUUUGCUCCUGGUAAACACUACGAUCCCGAUGUGGAGCGUAAUGCCUCCGCCAAACUCAAAGCGCUAUACAAGAAAGAACGAAAGGGAGCGAUUAGGGAACUCAGGAAGGAUAAUAGGUUCUUGGCCGGCGAGAAAGCUAGGGAACAAGCUGAGAAAGAUAGAGAGUAUAAUUCUAGGAUGAAGAAGGUCGAAGGGUCUUUAAAUGUUGAGCGGGCAGAGGAGAAGGCUAUGCAAAGGGAGAAACAAAAGGAGAAGAGACGUGCAGGUAGAGGAUAG